CCACCCCUCCGCCGCAGCCGUCGUCGCCCCUCGAGCCAGAGGCGCCAUGUCUUCGCCUCCAGAAGGGAAGCUGGAGACCAAAGCUGGACACCCGCCCGCCGUGAAAGCCGGCGGAAUGCGGAUUGUGCAGAAACACCCACACACGGGAGACGGGAAGGAGGAAAAAGACAAAGAUGAGCAAGAAUGGGAAAGCACCAGCCCGCCUAAACCAACAGUGUACAUCUCCGGUGUUAUUGCCCGGGGUGACAAAGACUUUCCCCCGGCGGCUGCACAAGUGGCCCACCAGAAGCCGCAUGCCUCCAUGGACAAACAUGUUUCUCCAAGAACACAGCAUAUCCAACAACCUCGCAAGUGACCUGCGCUCAGGCCCCUGCACCCUCUGCAGCCACAGCACCCAGGCCCGCCCCCUACGAUGCUCCCCUGACCAAAGGAACUUGCACUUUCCGGGCAGUUUACUAAGUUCAGAAGCCUAAGGCAAAGCAAAGUGAACCCUCAUUGUCUCAGAUCCCCAUAUUUAAAACUAGAGAGGCUCCAACUGCAAAAGUUUUCCUUGAGUCCGAGUUGUGUGUCACUGAAGGGUCACCAUACCCCACCCCCAAGAAGUGCCAUUGGCAGAACAUGGCGAGUCCUGAGGAAGUCCUUCAUACUGGCAAUCUCUUAAAGUUCUUACUCUUGGUCCUAAGAGGAAGAAGUCACCUUGGGGAGAUUUGAUAAAGUUAGAAAAACAAAACACUAUGAUAUGGAUUUUAUAAAUUGUUAUUACUUCCUGCCCUAGGAUACCCUGUACUGGCCCCAGUUCAUGGCUGCAGAAUUCCUGCUUUUCUGAAAAGUUAAAGGGCUCCCUUAGCCAUACAUAGAACCUUCUAGAGUGCUGCUGCUCACAAAGUACUCCUGGCUGUCCCGAUGCUCUGUGACCUGCAGCAUCUGCACCACCAACCAUUCUGGAACUAUGCACCAGGCCUGUGCCAUUUCACUGAAGGAGGGGCGGGCUCCUUGAAUCUUAUAAUCAAUUUGGUAUUUCACUGGAGGAGGGGCAGGCUCUUUGAAUCUUAUAAUCAAUUUGGUAUCCCAGGAGUAGGCUUAACAAGGAGCAGGACAUACACCUCGAGACCCUGUUUGGUCAGUCUCUUUGUUCUUAAUUACUGAAGGCCUCUUCAGUACCAAGAACCAAGGCUCACACUAGAGACCCAGGCGUGGGUGCAACACUACCAUGGAACCCACAGCCUUGCUCUGUCAUAUGGGACCAAACAUAGGCAAGGACCUUAGAGCAGGUAACACCAGGUCCCCUGUGCAGACCUUCUCACCUUCUGGUACCCAACUCCUGAAACAUCCAUAAUCCCUUUUAGUUCAGCAACCUGAGGGGCCGCCCGUGUUCCGUGUGCUCUGAGCUAUCCCUGGUGUGCCUCUGUGGGCUCUAGGUCGCUGAAUGUGACAUGUUUCCGUAAAUAAAUUUAAUAAUCUUAAUCAAUGACAUUGAGAAUAUGUUGAUUAUAAUAAAGCUCCUGCACUCUG
Messenger RNA from Myodes glareolus (Bank vole), 1512 nucleotides. RefSeq names its product death associated protein (gene Dap). The record is from RefSeq and is a predicted model, not a curated record. Lineage: Eukaryota; Metazoa; Chordata; Mammalia; Rodentia; Cricetidae. Gene Ontology annotation, molecular function: death domain binding. Gene Ontology annotation, biological process: negative regulation of autophagy; apoptotic signaling pathway; cellular response to amino acid starvation.